Dibothriocephalus latus is the source of this 585-nucleotide messenger RNA. The record is from the annotation of a GenBank genome assembly. Lineage: Eukaryota; Metazoa; Platyhelminthes; Cestoda; Diphyllobothriidea; Diphyllobothriidae.
AUGUCUACGUCUACCAGCAUGGUGAGUGAGCCUGUCUGUGAGCCUGUACGCCAAAAACGUCGAGCUCGUGUCCGUCGUCGACUCUCCGCCCAGGCGGACAAACUCCUGCUGCUUCUGCAUAGCCUUUUUCCCUGCGUGGUCUAUGCCAUCCUCAUCUACCAGCAGUUCUAUCACACAGCUGCUGCAAACAGUGUGCGGGCCGGCUACUGGGUUGGCGGCAUGGGCAUCUUCCUGCAGUUUGCACUUGUCUUCUGGCCAAUUCUACCUCACAGCGAACUUUUGCUGCUCUCGUUUGCAGUAAUCGAGGCCGUUUGCGCCCUGCUCGGCGGGACAAUUACGCUGAUCCAGGACAGCAAACAACGCUUCAUCGGAGCCGUCUGCAUCGCCAGUGUGGUCUUCACCAUCCUGCCAAUGUAUCUGACUAUCUCUACGCUGAAGCACGCUUCGAAGAGCAAGAAAGAGGAAGCAGAAAAUGAUGAAAAAGUGAGUAAUUUCUCUUCUGGUUGGUCUCAGGAGUACAAGGAGGCAACCAUUGUUGAUGGGGAUAAAGCACCAAUCAGGCAGAGAGAAGACUUGGCUUUUUAG